AUCAUGAUGCAGCUGACCGUUGCAUGUUCAGGUAUGACAUGGGAGCAUGGACUACAGACAAGAUUGGAAGAAAAAAUAACAAAACAACACAACUAUGAGAUGUAAACUUUUUUAUAAAGAGCUUCAUUGAAACGAAUGCUCUCAAGCAAACAAUAAGAGCUGACUGAACCGUUGAGAAUUUAUGAUGAAGAGGAUUUUGGAUUGUUGCCUAAGUGGCUGGCUGAACUGGCCUCUUCUGCUCCCUUUCUUUGGUCCAUACGUCCACACGUGAGCAGCAGCACCAAGGACUCGGUCAACUCCAGUGUGGGUCGCUUCACAAGUUUUCUGCUAACUUAAUGUUCUCAGUCUCAACACUGGUCUUAAUAGGGGUGUCAUUUUUCACCCUUUUUUUUUUUGAAAGCCUACUUCCAUUUCCAUCAUCUGACAUCAACAUGGACUGACUGGCCUAAAUGGAAUAAGACAGGAAUGGACAAGAAGUUGACCCAACACCUCUUGCAUAACUUUAAACAUCACCGUGUGUCUAGACUUAAUUUUAUGGAUUUCACAGAGUGAAGGUUGAUGUGGGAAUCACACUUUUGUUGUUGUUGUUGGUGGUGGUGAGUUAGCCUAGCUGUGAAAAAUGAUUGUUUUUGAUAUUCAACAAAUAUUUUAGAUCUGAGGUUUAUGAAAGUCACUGAGCUGCGUGUGUGUUUCCAGUGACUGCUGGUUUGACUUUUUUUUUUCAUUUCAGGGUCCAUGUCUUGAAAGGAAAAUGUUAAAUGAUGAAUUUCAAUAAUUGAGCUACCUUCUUGCCGAUGUGGAUAAUAAUAAUUAUAGUAAUGGCUACUGUACAUAGGUUCUGGUGCAAUAGAUUUCUCAUGCCCAAUUUAUAAGUUUUGCAACAAACCACCUCUCGUGACUACUGCAUUACUGUUUGACUUUGGCCUAGUGAGAAGGAUUUGUGGAUGUAGUAGCCAUCUUUGCAUUAGCCCAAGCUGAAAAAGUAUUUCUGGUUACAGAAAAAAAAGAGGAGAGAAGCCCAAUUCUUGUACAGUCUCAGCCAACAAGAUUUCUUUUUUGUCUAAUUCACUUAUUGCAGGUUGUAGAGAACUUCCAUCCUGCGUUAUAGUAAGUUAUUUUUGUAGAGUUACUCCUUACGUUUUUCAAGACUCAGGACUGAGCUUUGAGAAAGGUGUCAUCAGUCCUGAAAACCAGGGUUUGGGAGAACACCUGAUGGCUUUGUGGUGUCCAACGCACAAGUCCUGCCUCAGAAUUCAACCUCAGUUUUCCCACACACCACGCUAUCCUCAAUAUACAUUUUCUCUUUCACCUCAGCUCUUCAGAUAAAUGGAAACUGGACAACUGUUUUUUACACAGCAAAACCACAUAUCUGAUUAUGUCAGACUGUUGCUGAUAAUAAAUACUGGGUUAUAGGAGUGCAGUGCUUUAUUUCUACACAUUAGGAGCUUGUGCUCUCUGCAGUCUGCCUUAUUUUUUUUCAAAGUUGUAUUUCAUGGGAGUAACACUCAGUUGUCAAAUGUAGAUAUGUGCUGUACAGAAAUUGAAAAUAGGACAAGCCCCUACCAAAACACUACACAGAUUUUUUUUUUUAUAAGUAGCGGGGCCAUGUGAAUGUGAGAAAUAAUAAUACAAUAAACAUUUAACCAAAAUAAUUUUUAAGCCAACACUCAUAGAAAAUGAAUUUUAAAAAAACAUUUUAUCGUUUAUAAAUGGUUUAACUCCCAUUAUUAUUGGUGACCAGUUGACAAUGUCUGACUCUUACUUUUAAAACUUGUCUACAUUAUAAUGUGUAGACUUUGAGUAACUAGAAUCUGCAUAUCAGAAAUGAUCAAACCUUAAAUUAAACUCAUCAAAUAUUUGCCUUUUAAAUGGUUUUGCACAUUUUAUAAAUUAAAAACCUUCACGGUGUAGCCAUUGUAUUGAUGAUGGCAUUUUUUGUUUUACAUGCUACAUUGAGGUAAGACAUACAUUUCAAAAUUAAAGAACAGAGAAUAUCACAGCUCCCAUUCUGAGCUGUGUUACAUCUAAAUUUAAGUUUUUCCCCAUCCCACUUUGAUCUUUUAGUAGUGUGUUUCAUGUUAUUACUGCCCUGAUACUGUGCUUGUUGUCACCCUCUGAGUCAUUUCAAUGAUUCAUUCAUAAUUAUGACUUAAGACAUAAGAAACUAUGCAUUAAAGUAAUCAAAAAUACACACAGUCAUGUUUCCACAGGGACACUGCAGCCAGAGAGCCACAGGUAACUUGAAAAGACUGUACAGACCAUUGGGAGUUUUGCACAAGGAUACAGUGUGCUCAAGGGCUUGUUUUCUUCCCUUGCAAACUGUGGAAUGAAUGUUUAAAAGGAAUUUGUGAAAAUGUCAACUGUUAACUAUUUAAGAUGUAUUUACUCUGAAAAAAAUGUGGCAAAUGUAAUACAGGACAGGAAUAAAGAUGUGGAGAUGAAACUCUUUUCGAUUUAAUUUUACAUAUAGUACUUCUGCUUGAGAUAUGAGACUUUUCUGCCACCUACAGACUGUUUCACUAGUAAACGGUCAAGUUGUCUUUUCUCAAUUUAACCAGAAUAUAUGACACCUCCUGUACUUUCCCAAUCACUUGACAGGAUCAUAAAAGUGCAGUGAAACAGUGAACAGCUGUGGUUCAAAGUCAAUCCUCAUGUUUACACAAGAGCUUUACCAUCAGUUCCUUCAUUUACAGGAAGUUGUUUGUUGUUGUUGUUCAGGGAAGAAGGAAACGUCAGUAUUUCUGGAAACGUAUCAUUUUGAGCAAUAAAAUUAUUGGUCGAGCAUUCGCUUUUUUUAAGUUCAACCAUUGUAUUUCCUUUGGCCAGCAUUCAGCGUGUAGCUUCACUCUCUUGGCUUGUAGGUGGUGCAAAGCAUACAUUUGAAAGUUGUUUUUUUCUAAAGUAUUGUGUGAUUUACUUAUUAUUAUUAAUAGUAGUAGUAGUGGCAAAACAAACCAUAUCAAAUAAAAAAUAAAAAAAAGAUAUAAGGAACCAUUUAGGUUGAUGACUUCCCUUUCUCCCAUAGUCUCCAAUAGUGCACAAAGACGUAUGUUAGUGAUUUAGCAGCAUGUUAUCUAUGUACUAGAAUGUAGCCUAAUGAUGACCAAAAGUACUGCAUUAGUGGUGCUGCAGCAGGAAGUGUGUUUGUUCUAUAGCCAUGUAGCCCAGCUAACACUUUUGAGGGCAAAUGACUUGCAUCACGAGAGGCCGUCCAGUUACUGGCUUUCAACGGUCAUAAAAAGAUAAGUGUUUGUCUAUAAAUCCAGGGCAGAUAGACAGACUGAACAGAGCAGAGGUGUGUAGGUGCUGUGAGAGAUACAGAAGUAUUAUUCUCCCCUAUUGGAUUAACUGCAACCAUGAUGUUCUCUGAGGAAAUGAUCAGGAAAAUGCUACCUAAGACCUAUUCACGCAAACAUGUGGCUCGAGAAGUAUUCAUUGCAAUAACCCACUUUGACACACUUGUGCCCAUCGUGGAUAAAUAUGUUUACAGUGAUGGAACUGCAAAAAACCUGAUGAGUCUGACUGGAACCCUGCCUGUCAUUUAUAAUGACAAGACCUACAACAUACCAGUGUGUACAUGGAUAGAGGAAAGUUACCCACAAACUGCUCCCAUCUGCUACGUCAGACCCACUCGUGAGAUGCUGAUAGUCAAAGGAAAGUACGUCUCCAGCAAUGGGGAGGUGGAGCUGCCUUACUUAGAAGAAUGGAAUAAGCGCAAAUGCAAUCUUGUGACCCUACUGCAAGUGAUGGUUGCCAUGUUCGGAGAGUUUCCCCCACUGUGUAUGCGACCUUUUUCCGAGCUUGAACAAGCCUCAUGUCGGCAUCAGUACCAAAGGCAAACUGAUGUGUUUUCAAACGCAGAUGGGAGUCUUUACAUAAACAUUCUUGGAGAAGACAAUCGACCUUUUCAGCAACACAACGAAACAAAUUGUUAGUUAUUUUUUGCUGAGUUAUUAUGUCUGCAAAUAUUUUUUAUUAUUUCCUGUGAAAUGUGUAAUUCCACGUGUGAUGUCAGAUGGUAUCCAUUUAUUGUUGGGGAGUUAUAAUAGUUGUAUAAAUGCCUGCUAAAAAUCCAUACCAGUUUUUUUUUGUUUUUUACUUUGGAACAAAUAUGUUUUUAUAUUUUUUUAUCUAAGCAAUAAAUGUG
This is a messenger RNA of Cynoglossus semilaevis (tongue sole), 4147 nucleotides long. Its product is annotated as GTPase HRas. Gene Ontology annotation, biological process: signal transduction; protein transport; protein modification process. The transcript is spliced from 7 exons. Bases 3357 to 3935 code for a protein of 192 amino acids. NCBI's taxonomy places the organism in Eukaryota, Metazoa, Chordata, Actinopteri, Pleuronectiformes, Cynoglossidae. Gene Ontology annotation, molecular function: GTP binding; ubiquitin binding; GTPase activity. Gene Ontology annotation, cellular component: membrane; ESCRT I complex. The record is from RefSeq and is a predicted model, not a curated record.